Messenger RNA from Aspergillus oryzae RIB40, 765 nucleotides. RefSeq lists its product as uncharacterized. The record is from RefSeq and is a predicted model, not a curated record. The transcript has a single exon. Bases 1 to 765 code for a protein of 254 amino acids. NCBI's taxonomy places the organism in Eukaryota, Fungi, Ascomycota, Eurotiomycetes, Eurotiales, Aspergillaceae.
AUGUCGCUUAUGGUAGCCGACUGCAAUCGUACACGCCAUAGCUUACAGCGUCCAUGGACCGGUCUACUCUUCCAGUCAUGGCAGCGUGAACUGGAGCAAGAGCUAGAUCAGUUCAAUAUUGCGAUCGUAGAGCCACUGCAUGGAUCCGUCCCUGCCGUGUCCCUAAUUCAUCAAGCUGCCUGCCUCUCCUUGUACCUACCACUUGGUAAACUUGAGAGAUAUGCUGGAAAGGAAGGUGAGAAACGGUCUGCCGAUGUGUACGAGCUCUUUAUUCAGCACAUCAAUCCGAGUCAUCUACGGCAGGCUGCGUGGCACGCAGGGCAAAUACUACGCAUCGCUAGAUGUAUACCACCCGGUCUGUUAACUGGGUUCUGCGCCACGUGCUUAUACUUUGCCGCGCUUGCUCUUUGGACAUACAGCACGGUGACAGCGCCGGAGGAGUCUUCGGGUCGAGAACUUAGGACUGAAUCGGCGCUGCAACACGGUACUUUUUUCUUAGAUGGAGAAGGCAGUCCCAGUGGUGCACUGCGUCGUUUUGUUAUUUCCGGUCAAGGAAUCCCUGCCCUGUCAUCUGGAAGUAGUCCUGCUUACCUCGACAACCAAGCCGCCGUAAUGCGCCUGUUUCAGCAGGUAUUGCGGUCGAACUAUCCGAGUCAAGCUAUUCCUCAACAGGCCCAGACUCUAUAUCAUGCCUUUUCGGCUCUUGGAAGCAUACGGAGAGUCAAGGAAUGUGAAGUCCCGAGCAAGAAGCUGCCUCCGGAGUAG